This is a messenger RNA of Hippocampus comes (tiger tail seahorse), 768 nucleotides long. It is a transcript of the gene atp5f1d, whose product is annotated as ATP synthase F1 subunit delta. The coding region runs from base 120 to 602 and encodes 160 amino acids. Gene Ontology annotation, molecular function: proton-transporting ATP synthase activity, rotational mechanism. Gene Ontology annotation, biological process: proton motive force-driven ATP synthesis. NCBI's taxonomy places the organism in Eukaryota, Metazoa, Chordata, Actinopteri, Syngnathiformes, Syngnathidae. The record is from RefSeq and is a predicted model, not a curated record. The transcript is spliced from 5 exons.
AAGUCAUUGUGGGUAGAUUACCAACGUCCUUGUCCACCAAACGCACACCAUCUGCCUGGACGCAAGGAAUUUUCGGGGUCCGUGUCAGUCACACGUACUUAAACGAAGACAUUUCCAACAUGAUGGCAGCAAGAUUUCUCCGCCGUUCACUCCCCGUGCUCAGGCAAGCGCGUUGCUACGCCGAGGCCGCCACCGGUGCCCCGCAGAUGUCCUUCACUUUUGCCUCUCCGACUCAGGUUUUCUUCAAAGAGGCCAGCGUGAAGCAAGUGGAUGUGCCCACACUCACUGGUGCAUUUGGUAUCCUCCCCGCCCACGUGCCCACCUUGCAGGUGCUCCGGCCCGGCGUCGUCACGGUCUUCAAUGAUGAUGGCUCUGCUGCUAAAUACUUCGUGAGCAGUGGGUCCAUAACUGUCAACGCCGAUUCUUCAGUGCAACUGCUCGCUGAGGAGGCUGUACCGCUGGACCAGCUGGACAUAGCUGCUGCCAAGGCCAACCUGGAGAAGUCCCAGGCCGACCUGGCCGGUACGUCCGACGAGAUGGCGAGGGCAGAGGUUCAAGUCAGCAUAGAUGCCAACGAGGCCAUCGUCAAGGCGUUGGAAUAGAGCUCCCCGCGUGGUGUGGCCCAACACCAGUUCAUUUGUUAUCUUGACUCUUUUCUUUUGGUGGAACACACAUUCAGCAUUUCCAGCUGCCCUGUGGGUGCCAUGCUUGCUCUGUACAGUGGACGAAAAAAAAAGAACAAAAACAGAAUAAAUUUAUUUGAAAAUA